Molecule: messenger RNA, 1322 nt
Organism: Danaus plexippus (monarch butterfly)
Lineage: Eukaryota; Metazoa; Arthropoda; Insecta; Lepidoptera; Nymphalidae
Product: inactive pancreatic lipase-related protein 1-like
Exons: 9
Coding region: 251-1213 (320 amino acids)
Biological process (GO): lipid metabolic process
Molecular function (GO): lipase activity
Source: RefSeq, a predicted model, not a curated record
UAAUUUCUGAAUACGUGUAACCGAUUAGGAUAAUUUUAUUCGAGUCGUGCAUACAGUCACUGAGCAGCUCUUAAAUUUAUGAUACCUUAUUUUUGAUACCACACAACAGGGAUAGUGAUCACUUGAAGAAGAACAGUCAGUAUCAAUAAGUAAUAUUUUUUCCAACUACCGCAAAAUCUGGAUGUGCAAAAAAUACCAACUGUGUCUUUGAAGUCGGUUCGUUGUGUAUUUCAUUAAAAAAAAAAAAAAUAUGCGAAUCUCCAUGGUGAUACUCCUUAUAAUCAAGAAUAUAUUGGGAAUUUUGACACUUUUCAGUCCUAAUUGCGUGACACCACCAAUGGAGUGUCCAAACGAUAAUAUUACCUUUUGGUUAUACACAAGAGAAAACAGCAAUAAUCCCGUGGAAUUAAAAGCUAUGAAACCUGAAUCGAUAAAGACAGCACCAUGGGUGAAGGGCGCUCCAAUUAAAAUUCUAAUACACGGUUACACAGGACAUAAAAAUUUUUCACCAAAUACGGAAAUAAGACCAGCAUACUUAGAGUGUUGUAAUUACAACAUAAUAACCGUUGAUUACAAUAAAAUAGCAUUAGAACCCUGUUACAUAGAGGCGGCUAGAAAUACAGAACUGGUUGGAAUGUGUACAGCCCAGUUAAUUGACGAGAUGGUGACCAAUCACGGAUUUAGGCUGACUGAUUUUCAUAUCAUAGGCUUCAGCCUCGGCGGACAAACCGCUGGUUUUAUAGCAAAUUACCUCAAAGCGGGAAAAUUACCAAGAAUAUCUGCCUUGGAUCCCGCUUUGCCCUUGUUUGCAACGAUGGAUAACAGAAAAAAAAUUGACAGCGGUGAUGCGGAUUUUGUAGACGUACUACAUACUAACGCUUUAAGUAAAGGUAAAUUGGAAACUUGUGGUCAUGCAGACUUUUUCGCUAACGGUGGUUACACUCAACCUGGUUGUAUGCAGACAGAAAAUCAAACAAAAUCUGGCUGUGACCACGCCCGCGCACCAAUGUACUUCGCAGAAUCAAUUAUAACCAAAACAGGCUUCUACGCAACAAAAUGUUUCUCUUUCAUAGCAUACCUACUUGGAUGGUGUGAUUUAAUUUCAUUGAACGAACAAGUUCUCUACGGGGAGUAUGGAUUGAGAAAUAACUCGGGCAUCUUCUUCUUUCGCACUAACUCUGAACCACCGUUUGCUAAAGGGAAAAGUGUAUGAAGUCAAUGAUAACAUAAGAUACAUUUUUAUGGCAUCUUUUUAAGUCACAGAACCAAAAAAAUUGUUACUUAUAUUUAAAAUAUUAGAAUAAGAAAAACAACAAUCUAGU